Molecule: messenger RNA, 5162 nt
Organism: Lytechinus pictus (painted urchin)
Lineage: Eukaryota; Metazoa; Echinodermata; Echinoidea; Temnopleuroida; Toxopneustidae
Product: deoxynucleoside triphosphate triphosphohydrolase SAMHD1-like
Exons: 16
Coding region: 99-1919 (606 amino acids)
Biological process (GO): dGTP catabolic process
Cellular component (GO): nucleus
Molecular function (GO): dGTPase activity; protein binding
Source: RefSeq, a predicted model, not a curated record
CACGCUUGUGUGUUGCUGCCCUCUACGUUCGUUGCUGCGGACGUAUUGAAAGCAGAGGCGCGGCGUUUGAUUGACGAUAAUUGCAAUACCUUUUCACCAUGCCAGAUCCCAUGGAUACAAGCUCAGGACUAAACAACAGUUCACAUGAUGGAAUUCAGCUUCACCAGUGGCAGAGUUGGACACCUGAGGAUGUUAGAAGAUACUUCGCGGUGAAAGGCCUGUCAGAAGAGGGCAAUAUCCUCAUGGGUGAAAAUAUAGAUGGAAGUGUUAUAUCACAGCUUACAGAGGAAAGGCUUGAAAAGAUGGGAGUACAAACCAUGGGAAAGAGGCUGUCUGCCAUAAACCUCAUCAACAAUCUGACAAAAACUUCUCAUCAAAGCUUAAAAACCAAGGUUUUCAACGACUCAGUUCAUGGCCACAUUGACUUUGACCCUCUGCUGAUCAAAAUCAUAGACACCCCACAGUUUCAGAGACUGCGCUUCAUUAAGCAACUUGGCUGUAGCUACUUUGUCUUCCCAGGAGCAGCCCACAAUAGAUUUGAACACUCACUAGGGGUUUGUUACCUUGCCAGAGAGCUUGUCCUUUCUCUUCAACGCAAGCAACCAGAGCUAGACAUCACUAACAAGGAUAUCCUCUGUGUGCAGAUUGCUGGGCUUUGCCAUGAUCUUGGUCAUGGUCCGUUUUCCCACAUGUUUGACUUAUUCUUCAUUCCUCAUGUAAGACCCGACUUUAAACACAAGCAUGAGCAUCUGUCUGUACUGAUGUUUAAUCAUCUGAUCAAGGAAAAUCAUCUAGAGAAAAAACUGAAGGAGAAUGGAUUGGACGAACAGGAUCUUGUAUUUAUCAGAGAACAGAUUGAAGGAUUACCCAAAGACUCUAGCCAAGAUCAGAAUGAGUGGCGUUACAAAGGACGAGGGCGUGAAAAAAGCUUCCUGUAUGAGAUAGUGGCAAACAAGAGGAAUGGCAUCGAUGUGGACAAAUGGGAUUACUUCGCCCGGGACUGUUACAAUCUUGGGAUAGCCAACAGCUUUGACCAUCAGAGGUACAUGAAGUUUGCAAGAGUGAUAGAGGUCGAAGGAGAGAAACAGAUUUGCAGCCGAGACAAGGAGAUAGGAAAUCUGUAUGACAUGUACCACACCAGAAACACCCUCCAUCGGAGAGCCUAUCAACACAAAGUAAACAAGAUCAUUGAAACUAUGAUUGUGGAUGCUCUGAUCAAAGCUGAUAAACAUCUCAGGAUCUUUCCAGGAGCUAAUGGGAAAAAGCUGACCAUGUCUGAAUCAAUUGAUGACAUGCAUGCCUACACCCACCUGACAGAUAGUGUACUUGAACACAUCCUCUUCUCCCAGAAUAAAGGCCUGAAGGAUUCCAAAGACAUCAUCCAGAAGAUCCUCACCAGACAGCUCUAUAAGUGUGUAGGACAGUCACAACCUCCUGCACGCACUGUACUAGAGUCACAAGAGGAAAUACGCAAACAGAUCUGCCUCGCAGUGUCAGAGGAGGACCUGAAAGGACCCCAGCUUGAUCUAGAUGACCUGGUGGUUCAUGUGGUGAAGAUGGACUAUGGAAUGGGCAAUCAGAACCCUGUGGAUUAUGUCCGGUUCUACUCCAAGGAAGACCUCAACAAGGCUGUCAAGAUCAGGAAAGGACAGGUGUCCCAGAUGCUUCCAGAGAACUUUGUGGAGCACUAUAUACGUGUAUACUGCAAGCAUCGUGAUUCUGAGAACGUUGCAAAGGCUGAGAUGUGUUUCGCUGCUUGGUGUGCAACAAAGGAGUUUAGCAAACCAAAGCCUGGAAACUUCCUUGAUUCUGCAAUGACACCAGCUUCCACUAAAAGGCAUGUAGAGGAUGAACACCGAAGCCCGUUUGACACCAAAAAAGCAAAGAAAAGCCUUGAUGAUACUUACAAUAGUAUGUAAUAGUAAAAUUGUAUCGUCUUCAAUAGCUUUCAAUAAUUGUAUAUGUCGCUUAUAUUGCCUUAACCCAUUCUUACUGUACUGGGAGAAAUAGACACAGAGGUGAUUGAAUGCCAAAGUUGGUUUUAGAUCAUACAGGUGUAUAUAGAGAGCGGAAUUCCUUUACAUUUUUACAAUCAAAUGUAACUUGAGGAAUCGAGGCAGAAAGUUGGAUUUUAGUCGUAGUAUUUUUAACAAGACAGUUUAGUCACUGGUGCUUUUAAUGUGCACAAUACUCAACAUCCAUUAUUUUGUUAAGCACAAUUGAACUGCCCAUUAAAUUAUGGGUAUUUUAUCAGUUAUAAAUGAUGCUAUUUGCCAUGUCCUCUUAAUGUCCGGGGUCUAUAGAUCUACUUAAAGAUUUCCUUAUUUGUUAAAAAGAUGAUCACAAUUUUGAUAUCCCUUUGCUUUAUUUUGUACGGUUCUGGUAAAUUGUACAACAGAUUUCUUUUUAUAAAGCCAUUAUUGAACACUGUCAGAGUUUACUGGGGUAAUGUGCAAUGACUAUUUCUAUUCCUGCUUCUUUUUAUUUUUUACGUCUUCCCUUUUCUUGACUGACAUUUUAGAGUUCAUGACAUUUAUUGCUAACUUAUGAUAAUAAAAUGAGUAUAUGCCUAAAAGCAAGGGAUUCUCAUACUUGUUGACAUUUGGAAAUCAUGAGAAGUAGCCAGCACGGUAAUAUUUAAUUUUUAAUGUGACAUUUAAACUUCACUUUUAGAUUGGUUUUUUUCAGGUCCUCAAUACUAAUUUUAAAUUGCCAUCUUAGCCAUUUUGUUCUGCCCCCUCCCCACUUUUCAUAUGGCGCAACUAUUUGAGAUAUGCCUCAAAUUGAAGAAACUAUAAGUAUUGUUUCAUUUUGAGUAAAGUGAAGUUUUCAUUUGUAUUAGCGACUCAUGUAUCCAUGAUGUUUAUAGAAAAGAUUGUAAAAGUAGCACUAAAGAUUAUGAUAGAUUAGGUGGUGCCACCUAUCAAAAGCUGUGUAUAUUUUAUACUUCUAAUUUGUCUAAAAUUAAACCCUUCUUUAUAGCUGCAUUUAUCCUUGGAUAUUUUCUUUUGUUAGAUGUUUUUUUUACUCCAAAUAUAAUUGGUAAUAGAAUAGGAUUAACUUAUAGUUGAUAUGACCACUUAAUCAUCUAGUAUGAAAUCUUAAUUUCAAAGUCUAAUUGUUCUUUUUCUUGUCAGAAAAAAAAAAAUAUUGGUAAAAGACAUGAAUUUGGUCUAGAUGCUUUAUUAGGUGCAAAAGAAGACGAAUGUGGAAUAUGUACAUUAUGGUUGUAUGUUAUGAACGAUCAUGAUACUUUCAUAUGAUUGUGUGUAAAUAUCCCAGUGUUGGGAGACUUUUAUAUGUAUACAGUGAAUACUAAUUACACUUCCAUAUUUCUGUGAUUGACUCAAGUAGCAUAUGUAUGUGUACAUGUAACUUGAAAUAAUGGUAAUAUAAUCAGAUAUGGAGAGUGCUUUAGGCAUUGGCCUUGUAAUCUCGAUUAGGCAACUCCAUAAAAUAUGUACAUCUGACCCCAUAUAGGUGAGACGUUAAUGAAAUUUUCUGUCUCUGAUUUCUGGUUCUUAUGACAGUCUGUAAUGUUCUCAUACGAUUAUGACUUGGUCAGUCUAUGAAGUGAAGUAAGACGUGAAAAAAAUGGGGGUCGGAUGUACAAAAAGGUUGAUUAUUUUACGGAUUUGCCCUAAUAUUACAUAAUCAAGAGCAACAAAACAGCGUAGUAAAGUUUCAUGUUCACAAUUAAGUACAUACGUAUUAGAUUAUGAUGAUUUCUUGUUUCUUUUACAUUAAAGAAAUGUACUUAGAUUUUUAAUAUAAAUGAUGGAUAGAUAUAGUAGGAUUUUAACAGAUGUGAAAUAUAGUACCUUUGAAAAUAACAGAAUAUGUUUUCCUUCAACUUGCCUUGAGGAAAGUAGUGUCAAUUUUGGUGACAAACGUGUCAGGUUCAAACAUGUACUUCAGUUGUUUCUUAAUGUACAUUCCAUUUAUGGUUGAUUUUGCAGUACUCAUUUUAAUUCAGAAGUAAUGUUUAUGUUUUAAUGUACUGUAUAUAGAAUGUAUGGAGAUCAUCAGAGAUGCUGCAAGGGGUCUUUUUACUCAUACCUUUGCUUGUUUUCAUUGUGAAAUUUUUUUGAUCAAAAUCCUAUAAAUUUUACUGUAGUUAAUAGUGCAUUGACCGUUUCAUUCAUGAGAUUGAUGAAUACAGCAAGCAUUCAUUGACUCAAAAUUCUACCUACAAGAAUCUUAUGCAACAGUAAGUUUUAUUUUUGAACCUCAGUCUUGUGUUACAGUAAACAUUUUGAGUAAGUUAGUGAUUGCUAGUUCGUACUUAUAGUAAGUGUUACAUUAGAGAACAUGUACAUGUAAGCAAUUGGGGGUGCUGUAAUAAUGGUUCACAUUCUGUUCUUAAUCAAGAGAUUGAAAAUUUAUUUCUUUGACUAAUUCUAUAUUUCCUUUAUAUGAUAAAUGUGACAGCUACAUUGAUUCUAUAUUUGAACAGUAAAUUAGUUGAAAUUUAUGUAUUUCUUUGUUUUACAUUUUCUUAAAUUUCCCAUGCAUCAACAGUUGUAAUUUAUCAAUACAAAACAUUGUUUUCUAUUCUAAAAUACUUAUUUAAUAUGAGAAGUAGAUCGGUGUUGGGGGUGUGUGGGAUGACAAGAAUAGAGGCUUCAAUAUAACGUGAGGAAAAGGACAAAAUUGUUUAAUAUUGAAACUCUAUUAAACAUAAUAUUUACUAUUACAGAUACAUGUUUAUAAAACUUCAAAGAAAUGUAUUUUUCAUACACCGGGUGCACAGAGUCAUGUCUGGUUCUAUAACUAAUGGAAAUUGUCUAAAGAUGUCUUAUAAAAUUAGUUUUCAUUCCAAGAAAUUGCAAGUUACAAAUUCUAAUGCAAACUCACAAACUCCACAGAUUUAUCAUCAGAGUUUAUAGAACCUGUACAAUUUUUUUUUAAUCAAAAGAUAAAUUACUGACAUGACUGUUCAUUUUUCUGGGGAAAUUUGACUUUCCUCAUUCGCUUGCCUUGUACUGUGUGUACAAUGUCACCAUCUGAACUUGUACCCCACAAUUGCAUUGAGAAUUGUGUGAUAAAAUAAUUAACACUGGUUAGGUACGACAUCAUCAUUAUUGCUUCUAUAUUGAAGCCAGGCUGAGUUUUGUGGGUGUAAGUUUCGUACAAAUAUUAAAUACUAUUUUUCUAACCUA